AUGUUUAGAACAUUUUGGAUUGCACUACUGGCCGUACCCUUAUGGUUUAACUCACAGAUAGUUAAUGGUCAUGUAAUACCGACUAAAAAUAACGAUUUACUUUUAAAUGAAAUGUCUAUGCCACAGAUUUAUAAGUUAGGUUCAAUUCCAUCAACUUUUACAACUGAUGGAUCUACAACUUUGAAUGAAGGUAGAAUCAUUCUAACACCAAAGGCAAAUUCAAAAGGUGGCUUAUGGUUAAAAGCACCUUUUGAAAUGGAUGGAUCUUUUUCCCUGGAAUGGACUUUUAGAAGUUUUGACUAUCGUGGAUUUUCCUCUGGUGGACUUUCCUUUUGGAUUAUAGAUAGUGCAAACUUAAAAAAAAAUGAUAAGACACUGUAUGAUGGACCUUCACAAUUUAUUGGGUUGCAACUAUUGAUUGAUAGAUCUGGUCCCUAUGGUGAAGCAUUACGUGCACAAUUGAGUGAUGGGUCUAACCAACUAACAAAGGCCUCCAUGGAUGAAAAUACUUUUGGAUCAUGUUUAAUUGGUUAUCAAGACGCAUCUGUUCCAUCAACUUUAAGGGUCACUUAUGAUAUUAAUGAUAAUCAUUUAUUAAAAGUACAAAUUAAUAAUCAAAUUUGUUUCCAAACUAGAAAAGUGAAACUUGUUGGAGCUGGAUCAAAGGCUAAUUUCAAAAUUGGUGUUACUGCCGAUAAUGGUGAAAAUAACAAAGAAUCAUUUGAAAUUUUAAAAUUUAAUGCUUUUAGUAAGGCUAAUGAAGCAUCAAAGAUUCCAAAUAUUAAAUCAAUGCCACAACCUCAAAUUGUUACUCAAAUGACAAACAGUAAGACUGGAGAGACAAAAUUAAUUGACAAAAAGAAAUUUGAUGCUGAAAAAAAUGAUGAAUUCAGUAAUUAUGAUUUAUUCCAGAAAUUAAAUAAAGUAGAAGGAAAUAUACUUGUUAAUGAUAUUCGACCUCUAGAUCAAAGAUUAGAUUCUAUUAUUCAAACUCAAGAAGGUUUAAUGAAAUUUAUGGAUCAUUUCUUAAGUACUUUAUCUGAAGAAGAUGAUUCUUCUAAGGAUCAAAUUACAAAGGAUAAGAGCGAAUUUAAAGAUUUUUUGAAGAUUAAUAGUAAUUUGGAGAGCCUACUAGAAGAACAAGAAAGGAUUAGAGAAACCACUAAGAAAGUUGGUGAAUUUGGUUUACAUGAUACUCAUAUCGAUGAUGUAAUCUCAAAUUUGAAAAUUAUCUUAAUUCCAGUUGCUGUAAUACUAUGUGUUAUGAUAUACUAUACUUUUAGUACUCAGCAAUAUAUAAAGAAAGCCAAAUAUUUGUAA
Messenger RNA from Maudiozyma saulgeensis, 1320 nucleotides. The record is from the annotation of a GenBank genome assembly. Lineage: Eukaryota; Fungi; Ascomycota; Saccharomycetes; Saccharomycetales; Saccharomycetaceae.